GAGCCACUGAGAACAGCAAUCGCAGCUGAAUUCAAAUACGACCCAAACGCGAAAUGGCCAAGAUAUAUAUGGCAGACGUGGAAAGUUUCACCCUCCUCCGGCGAGUUCCCGGAGCGGUUCAGAUACCCAGAAGCAACCUGGACCGAAAAACACCGGUAUUGGGUGCAUGAGGUCAUCACAGAUGCUGAAGCCCCACUGUUGUUGGAACAUCUUUAUAAGGGGUUACCAAUGGUGUUGGAGGCGUAUUGGGCUAUGCCGCAUCCAAUCCUAAAGGCGGACUUCUUUAGGUAUCUAAUUUUGUUGGCACGCGGCGGUGUAUACAGCGACAUCGACACCGAAGCCCUCCAACCCGCCGAAUCCUGGCUCACAGAAGAGUUGGAUAAGGGCGUAGGACUCGUAGUUGGAAUCGAGGCGGAUCCGGAUCGGGAGGAUUGGGCGGAGUGGUAUUCGCGCCGCAUCCAGUUUUGUCAGUGGACGAUUAUGGGGAAACGUGGACAUCCCGUCUUAGGAGAGAUCGUGGCGCGGAUUACGGAGAAGACACUCAAGCUGAAAGCACAGGGUCAGGAUGCGCUGGUCAAAGAGUGGAAAAACAGUGUCGUGGAGUGGACCGGCCCAGCAGCCUGGACUGACGCAGUCUUCGACCACCUCGACCCAGCCCUCCCUCCCUCCGAAGCGUGGAAACCCUUCGCGGCCCUGCCCGAUAGGAAAAAGGUUGGAGACGUGGUUGUGUUGCCGAUUACUGCGUUUUCGCCGGGAAUGGGACAUAUGGGGAGUAAGGAUGUGGGGGAUGCGAUGGCGAUGGUCAAGCAUGAAUUUGAGGGGAGUUGGAAGCCGGAGGAGGAGAGGAUG
Molecule: messenger RNA, 849 nt
Organism: Saitoella complicata NRRL Y-17804
Lineage: Eukaryota; Fungi; Ascomycota; Saitoellomycetes; Saitoellales; Saitoellaceae
Exons: 1
Biological process (GO): protein N-linked glycosylation
Cellular component (GO): mannan polymerase complex
Molecular function (GO): alpha-1,6-mannosyltransferase activity
Source: RefSeq, a predicted model, not a curated record